Molecule: messenger RNA, 14145 nt
Organism: Serinus canaria (Common canary)
Lineage: Eukaryota; Metazoa; Chordata; Aves; Passeriformes; Fringillidae
Gene: CACNA1C
Product: calcium voltage-gated channel subunit alpha1 C
Exons: 49
Coding region: 583-7179 (2198 amino acids)
Biological process (GO): calcium ion import across plasma membrane
Cellular component (GO): voltage-gated calcium channel complex; membrane
Molecular function (GO): high voltage-gated calcium channel activity
Source: RefSeq, a predicted model, not a curated record
GAGAAGGUUACAAAUAUUUUUAUAUAUAUACACACACAUAUAAAAGAGUGUGAGUAAGCAAGCUCACAUUCCAAAAGAAGUUUUCUGGCUAUGUCAGGAGUGUAGUCCACCCUCUGCUAAGCAAACCUAUUUUUUUUCAAGCACAAGAGGAUAUUAUCAGAGGAGCCCGUGUGGAUAUACAGAAACCAGAGAUCGUCAUGGCUCGCUGAGGUGAUGAGCUGAUGGGUGGAUGGCGCCCAUUAUCUUCACUCCUCAAUCCAAGUUUUCCUGAAAAACGGACAGGGGGAGGAGGAGGCUCCAACUGAGCACAAGGCACAGAGGACAAGCAAAGGAUUAGGAGUGAACAGCAAGAAAAGGAAGGAGAAUACAAAUGAUAUUGAAAACAUUUCAAAGAGCUAGAAACUAGUUCCUAGAUUAGAAGAUCCAGUUGUCAGCAAUUUAAAACAAUAUUCAGGUUUUAACUUCUGUACAAGGCUAUUACAUAACCCUGAAGCAAGGAAAUUAACCAAAAGGAAUGUGCCUUUACUAUCUAUAGAAAAUACACUUAGCUUCAGCUGCUUCAACGCUCCUUGGAAUUUUAAAAUGUUUCAAGCCUUGGUUCGGCAAGCGUAUCACCCCCUGCCCAGCCAUCAGCCGGGGGAACCCGACGCCAAGUACAAGGGGAAGCUGGUGCAUGAAACUCAGCUGAACUGCUUCUACAUCAAACCUGGAGGUUCCAACUAUGGGAGUCCCCGUCCAGCUCAUGCCAACAUGAAUGCCAAUGCAGCUGCAGGGCUUGCCCCAGAGCACAUCCCCACGCCGGGGGCAGCUCUGUCCUGGCAGGCUGCCAUCGAUGCUGCCAGGCAAGCCAAGCUGAUGGGCAGUGCUGGCAACGCCACCAUCUCCACGGCCAGCUCCACGCAGAGGAAACGGCAGCAGUAUGGCAAGCAGAAGAAGCAGGGCACCACCACAGCCACCCGUCCUCCCCGGGCACUGCUGUGCCUCACGCUGAAGAAUCCCAUCCGGAGGGCGUGCAUCAGCAUCGUCGAAUGGAAACCAUUUGAAAUAAUUAUUUUACUGACUAUUUUUGCCAAUUGUGUGGCCUUAGCUAUCUAUAUCCCCUUUCCAGAAGAUGAUUCCAAUGCCACCAAUUCCAAUCUGGAACGAGUGGAAUAUCUCUUUCUCAUAAUUUUUACAGUGGAAGCAUUUUUAAAAGUAAUAGCAUACGGACUUCUCUUUCACCCCAACGCUUACCUCCGCAAUGGCUGGAAUUUACUAGAUUUUAUAAUUGUGGUAGUAGGGCUUUUUAGUGCAAUUUUAGAACAAGCAACCAAAGCAGAUGGGGGGAAUUCAAUAGGAGGAAAAGGUGCCGGAUUCGAUGUUAAAGCACUGCGGGCUUUCCGAGUAUUACGUCCACUACGGCUGGUGUCUGGAGUCCCUAGUCUCCAGGUGGUUUUAAAUUCAAUUAUCAAGGCCAUGGUCCCUUUGUUGCAUAUUGCCCUGCUGGUGCUGUUUGUCAUUAUUAUCUAUGCCAUCAUUGGACUGGAGUUAUUCAUGGGGAAGAUGCAUAAGACCUGCUACCAUGUGCAAGGGGGACUGAUAGAUACACCUGCAGAAGAUGAUCCAUCCCCGUGUGCCCCCCAGUCUGCCCACGGGCGGCAGUGUCAGAACGGCACCGAGUGCAAGGCGGGCUGGGAGGGACCCAAGCAUGGCAUUACCAACUUUGACAAUUUUGCUUUUGCCAUGCUCACCGUGUUUCAGUGCAUCACCAUGGAGGGCUGGACAGAUGUGCUCUACUGGGUCAAUGAUGCCAUAGGAAGGGACUGGCCCUGGAUCUAUUUUGUUACACUAAUCAUCAUAGGGUCAUUUUUUGUACUUAACUUGGUUCUCGGUGUACUUAGCGGGGAGUUUUCCAAAGAAAGAGAAAAGGCCAAGGCUCGAGGCGAUUUCCAGAAGCUUCGGGAAAAGCAGCAGCUAGAGGAGGAUCUGAAGGGAUACUUAGACUGGAUAACUCAAGCAGAAGAUAUUGAUCCAGAAAAUGAAGAUGAAGGCAUGGAUGAGGAGAAGCCUCGAAACAUGAGCAUGCCCACCAGUGAGACCGAGUCCGUGAACACCGACAACGUCCCCGGCGCAGACAUGGAAGGCGAGAACUGCGGCGCGAGGCUGGCGCAUCGGAUCUCAAAAUCAAAAUUUAGUCGCUACUGGCGCCGAUGGAAUCGAUUCUGCAGAAGGAAGUGCCGUGCUGCUGUCAAGUCCAAUGUUUUCUAUUGGCUGGUGAUCUUCCUCGUGUUUCUCAACACCCUCACCAUUGCCUCUGAGCACUACAACCAGCCAGACUGGCUCACGGAGGUCCAAGACACUGCCAAUAAGGUGCUGCUAGCUCUUUUCACGGCAGAGAUGCUGCUGAAGAUGUACAGCCUUGGGCUCCAGGCCUACUUUGUGUCCCUCUUCAACCGCUUUGACUGUUUCAUUGUGUGUGGAGGCAUCCUGGAAACCAUCCUGGUGGAGACAAAGAUCAUGUCACCCCUGGGCAUUUCGGUCUUGAGAUGUGUGAGACUCCUCAGAAUAUUUAAAAUCACAAGAUAUUGGAACUCCCUGAGUAAUCUUGUGGCUUCGCUCCUGAAUUCAGUCCGCUCCAUUGCCUCCCUGUUGCUGCUUCUCUUCCUCUUCAUCAUCAUCUUCUCACUCCUGGGGAUGCAGCUCUUUGGGGGCAAGUUUAACUUUGAUGAGAUGCAGACCAGGAGGAGUACAUUUGACAACUUCCCUCAGUCCCUCCUGACUGUGUUUCAGAUCCUGACUGGGGAGGACUGGAAUUCGGUGAUGUAUGAUGGGAUCAUGGCUUAUGGCGGCCCCUCUUUUCCAGGAAUGUUGGUCUGUAUUUACUUCAUCAUCCUCUUCAUCUGUGGAAACUAUAUCCUGCUGAAUGUAUUUUUGGCCAUUGCUGUGGACAACCUUGCUGAUGCUGAGAGUUUAACAUCUGCACAGAAAGAGGAGGAAGAGGAAAAAGAAAGGAAAAAGUUAGCUAGGACUGCUAGUCCCGAAAAGAAACAGGAGAUGGAGAAAACAGCUGUGGAGGAAGAGACAAAGGAGGAGAAAAUUGAGCUGAAAUCGAUCACUGCUGAUGGAGAGUCCCCACCUGCUACCAAGAUCAACGUGGAUGAUUAUCAGCCCAAUGAAAAUGAAGAAAAGAGCCCUUAUCCCACAACAGAAGCACCAGCAGAGGAAGAUGAGGAAGAACCUGAGAUGCCUGUCGGCCCUCGACCUCGCCCGAUGUCUGAGCUGCACCUCAAGGAAAAGGCUGUGCCCAUGCCUGAUGCCAGUGCUUUUUUCAUCUUCAGUCCUAACAACAGGUUUCGUGUGCACUGCCAUCGCAUCGUUAACGAUAACAUUUUCACCAACCUGAUCCUGUUCUUCAUCUUGCUCAGCAGCAUCUCCCUGGCAGCUGAGGACCCCGUGAGACACCUCUCCUUUAGGAACCAAAUUCUCUUUUAUUUUGAUAUAGUUUUUACUGUCAUUUUCACCAUUGAAAUUGCUCUGAAGAUGACUGCCUACGGGGCUUUCCUCCACAAGGGCUCCUUCUGCAGGAACUAUUUCAACAUCUUGGACCUGCUGGUGGUCAGCGUUUCUCUCAUCUCCUUUGGGAUCCAGUCCAGUGCCAUCAACGUGGUGAAGAUCCUUCGUGUUCUGCGGGUCCUCAGGCCACUGAGGGCCAUCAACAGAGCCAAAGGACUAAAGCACGUGGUGCAGUGCGUGUUUGUCGCCAUCCGAACCAUUGGGAACAUUGUGAUUGUCACCACUUUGCUGCAGUUCAUGUUUGCCUGCAUUGGAGUUCAGCUGUUUAAGGGCAAGCUGUACAGCUGCACUGACAGCUCCAAGCAGACAGAAGCAGAGUGCAGAGGGUACUUCAUCACCUACAAGGAUGGGGAGGUCAGCCAGCCCAUGAUACAGCCCCGCAGCUGGGAGAACAGCAAGUUUGACUUCGACAACGUCCUGACUGCCAUGAUGGCCCUCUUCACUGUCUCCACCUUUGAGGGCUGGCCAGAGUUGCUGUAUAGGUCCAUUGAUUCCCACAUGGAGGAUGUGGGACCCAUCUAUAAUCACAGGGUUGAGAUCUCCAUCUUCUUUAUUAUCUACAUCAUCAUCAUUGCUUUCUUCAUGAUGAACAUCUUCGUUGGUUUCGUCAUCGUCACAUUUCAGGAACAAGGAGAACAAGAGUACAAGAACUGUGAGCUGGACAAAAACCAGCGCCAGUGUGUAGAGUAUGCCCUGAAAGCCCGGCCCCUGCGGAGAUACAUCCCUAAAAACCAGUACCAGUACAAAGUUUGGUAUGUGGUCAACUCCACCUAUUUUGAAUACCUGAUGUUCGUUCUGAUCCUGCUGAACACCAUCUGCCUGGCCAUGCAACACUAUGGUCAGAGCUGCAUGUUCAAGGAAGCCAUGAACAUCCUCAACAUGCUCUUCACUGGGCUCUUCACUGUGGAGAUGGUCCUGAAAUUAAUUGCCUUCAAACCCAAGGGUUACUUUAGUGAUCCUUGGAAUGUUUUUGACUUCCUCAUCGUAAUUGGCAGCAUUAUAGACGUCAUUCUCAGUGAAACUAAUCACUAUUUCUGUGAUGCAUGGAAUACAUUUGACGCCUUGAUUGUUGUGGGUAGCAUUGUUGAUAUAGCAAUCACCGAGGUGAACCCAGCUGAACAUACCCAAUGCUCUUCCUCUAUGAACGCAGAGGAAAACUCUCGCAUCUCAAUCACCUUCUUCCGACUCUUCCGCGUGAUGCGCCUCGUGAAGCUCCUGAGCCGAGGGGAGGGCAUCCGGACACUGCUUUGGACCUUCAUCAAGUCCUUCCAGGCUCUCCCCUAUGUGGCUCUUUUGAUAGUGAUGUUGUUCUUCAUCUACGCUGUGAUUGGGAUGCAGGUGUUUGGUAAAAUUGCGCUGAACGACACCACAGAAAUCAACCGCAACAAUAACUUCCAGACCUUCCCCCAGGCAGUGCUGCUGCUUUUCAGGUGUGCCACAGGUGAGGCCUGGCAGGAAAUCAUGCUGGCAUGUCUCCCAGACAAGAAGUGUGACCCAGAGUCGGAGCCGGCCAACUCCACAGAAGCCGAUCACUCGUGCGGCAGCAGCUUCGCCGUCUUCUACUUCAUCAGCUUCUACAUGCUCUGUGCCUUCCUGAUCAUCAAUCUUUUUGUAGCUGUGAUAAUGGAUAACUUUGAUUACCUGACACGGGACUGGUCCAUUUUAGGACCACACCACCUGGAUGAGUUUAAAAGGAUCUGGGCAGAGUAUGACCCUGAAGCUAAGGGACGGAUCAAACACCUGGACGUGGUGACGCUGCUGCGGCGGAUCCAGCCCCCGCUGGGCUUCGGGAAGCUCUGCCCUCACCGGGUGGCUUGCAAACGCCUUGUCUCCAUGAAUAUGCCACUGAACAGCGAUGGGACCGUCAUGUUCAAUGCCACUCUCUUUGCACUGGUCAGAACAGCACUGAGGAUCAAGACAGAAGGUAACCUGGAGCAAGCCAAUGAAGAGCUGAGAGCAAUAAUUAAGAAAAUCUGGAAGCGCACCAGUAUGAAGCUGCUGGACCAGGUGGUGCCUCCUGCAGGUGAUGAUGAGGUGACCGUGGGGAAGUUCUACGCCACUUUCCUGAUCCAGGAGUAUUUCAGGAAGUUCAAGAAGCGCAAAGAGCAGGGGCUGGUGGGGAAGCCCUCCCAGCGCAACGCGCUCUCCUUACAGGCUGGGCUGCGCACACUGCACGACAUCGGGCCCGAGAUCCGACGAGCCAUUUCUGGGGACCUGACAGCUGAAGAGGAGCUGGACAAGGCCAUGAAAGAAGCUGUUUCUGCUGCCUCUGAAGAUGACAUCUUCCGGAGAGCUGGAGGCUUGUUUGGAAACCAUGUGAGCUACUACCAAAGUGAUGGCAGGAGUGGGUUCCCCCAGACAUUCACCACCCAGAGACCUUUGCACAUCAACAAGUCUGGCAACAACCACGGCGAUACCGAGUCUCCAUCUCACGAGAAGCUGGUGGACUCCACCUUCACUCCCAGCAGCUACUCAUCUUCAGGCUCCAAUGCCAACAUCAACAAUGCCAACAACACUGCCCUGUGUCGCUUCCCCAGCCCACCCAGCUACCCCAGCACUGUCAGCACGGUGGAAGGCCACGGGACCCCCUUGUCACCCACCAUAUGUGUGCAGGAGGCUCCCUGGAAGCUCCCCUCCAAAAGGACACAUUACUACGAGACACUGGCACGCUCCAGUUCCAGAGACAGCCAGCUGGCAAUUGUUUGCCAAGAGGAAGUGUCUCAGGAUGAGACUUAUGAUGAAAAUUUGAAUGAAGACAUUGAGUACUGUAGUGAACCAAGCCUGCUCUCUACCGAAAUGCUUGCAUACCAAGAUGAUGAAAACAGACAACUCACUCCACCAGAGCACAGCAAAGGAGAGGACACCCGGCACUCUCCAAAGAAGGGGUUCCUGUGCUCCUCAGCUCUAGGUCGAAGAGCAUCUUUUCACUUAGAGUGUUUGAAAAGACAGAAAAACCAGGGUGUGGAUGUCUCACAGAAGACAGUCCUGCCUUUGCAUCUGGUCCAUCAUCAGGCACUAGCAGUGGCCGGCCUGAGUCCCCUGCUCCAGAGAAGCCAUUCCCCCACCAUGUUCUCUCGGCUGUGUGCUACGCCCCCGGCCACGCCCUGCAACCGGGGCUGGCCGCAACAGAGCAUCCCAACGCUGCGCCUCGACGGGGCGGACUCCUCGGAGAAGCUCAACAGCAGCUUGCCGUCCGUGCACUGCGGCUCCCGGUACCCGGAGAGCGGCGGCAGCCCCAGGAGAGCUCGACCCGUGUCCCUGACCGUGCCCAGCCCCACCGCAGGGAGCAGCCGGCAGUUCCACGGCAGCGCCAGCAGCCUGGUGGAAGCGGUCUUGAUUUCGGAAGGACUGAUGCAGUUUGCUCAAGAUCCAAAGUUCAUUGAGGUCACAACCCAGGAGCUCGCAGACGCCUGCGACAUGACGAUAGAAGAGAUGGAAAAUGCAGCAGACAACAUUCUCAAUGGUAACAGCAAGCAGAGCCCCAAUGGCAACCUCUUGCCUUUUGCUAACUGCAGGGACCCAGGGCAGGACAGUGCAGGAGAGGAAGAGGAAGAGGUGCAGAACCCGGAUUGUAGGAUAAGUCAGGAGGAGCUCAAGGACAGCAGGAUUUAUAUCAGCAGCCUGUAGUUGCCAGGGCUGGAAGCGAUGCUGGUUUUUUAUUUGUUUCAAUGUUCCUAAUGGGUUUGUUUCAGAAGUGCCUCACUGUUCUCGUGACCUGGAGUAACCGGAACAGCGUUCUUCAUUCAUUUCUGUUGGGACGAGUCGCAGAGUUGGGUGGUGUAAGAAAGCUUUUCAGGAGCGGAUAUAACCCCAGCACGUGUCCAUGAGGGAAGAGUGAGGAGGAGGAGAAGAAGAGGAGGAGAGCCAGUUCCCUCUUUUUUUCAGUCCCUGCACAAGGAACGACAGCUGCCUCCGGAGCACGAAGGGGAACCUCAGCUUCCUGUGGAUCGCCCUAGCCAAAAGGACCCUGCGCCAAACGGGUGUCUUUCAACCUUGCUUGUAAAAAUCAUUUUGCACAUGUUCUGUAUGAGCCUCACCGUCUCCAUAAAGCCAAGGCCCUUUGAUUCAGAAGGAGAGGAAGACUUCUGCUGUGGAUUCCCACACGGCCACGGGGAGGAGGAAGCAGGAGAAGCCCGAGGCACAGCCCAGCCCUGCCGAGACUCCGGCAGUGGCCCCUGCUGGCCAAUCAGAGCUCAGGCGGUCACUCGCCAGCCAAUCCGAGUUUAGGCGGUUUCCUGCUGGCCAAUCAGAGCUAGCGCGCCAACUGUGCCAGCCAAUGGGAGAGCAGGCAUGGCGGCGGGGCUGAGAGGCCGCUGGGCCUGUGCAGAGUUCUUCUUGUUUCGCAGUUUGGUAUUUUCUUGAAAGCAUGUUGCAGUUUUUAUUUUGACUAUUUUAUUAUUAUUAUUAUUAUUAUUUUGAGGGAGAAGGGAGUGUUUACAGCAUUUUGUAAUCACCUACCUUUUUUGUUUUGGUUUAUUUUCACCUUUGCAAAUGUUAAAUUGGUUUGAUCAUGUUGUAUUAUUUAAACUGGGGCGGGGGUGGUUUCUCCAUUGGAAUUUGGUAGAAGUAUAAUGAUAGAUGAGUUUUACCAACCAUUAUGUACACCGAGGAGUUGUAAUUUUAUUUACUAGCAACUGAAACCUUUUGUUGUUGUUGUUUUAUAAUUUAAAGAUAGUAGGCAAUGCACUUGAUAUAGUCUUGCACAUUUGAGUGAUUGAUUUGGGUUCUUUUUAGUGCUAAGUGUAUCUGUGAGUGUGGGAGCAAUAGGAGCGAGUGUGUGUGCAUAUGUGUGUGUGUGUGUGUGUGUGUGUGUGUGUGUGUGUGUAAGAGCAGUUCUCCAUGUCCUGGUUUGAGCUGCAGAUCUGUAUCUGGGGCCAUUCGAAUGCAAAAACAAACCACUGUCUCUGCUUUCGAAAAGGGAAUCAGUAACUUUGCAUUUUCUGUUCCACAAGAUAUGCAAAAACAAUGCAAUAAUAUUAAUUUUAAAAUAAAAUUGUAAGUUGUGUCGGCAUUAAAACUGUAUAGAAAAAGAAAAAAUUUACGGGGGUGGGGGGGAAACAAAAAAAGAAAAACAAACCAGAAGAUGUUACGCUUCGAUAUAUUCCGUGUGAUGUUUUAUUGCAUUGAUAAUGUUUCUGUUGAAGAAACCGUUAUACUUGAAUUCAGGUCAGUUUCAGUAUUUUUCAAAUAUUUUUUUAAAAUGAAUUGCAAUUGUGCCAAGCAAAGAUAAUGAAUUGAAUUAAGUUUGUUUAAAAAAAAAAAGAAAAAAAAGAAUCACUUCUUGUAUAUUUUGCUGCAUGUCAAGUGAGUCAUUUCGUAUUUGGAAUGUGCCAAGCUUUACCUUUGAACUUUUAAGUGCUUUUUUAUGUGUGGUUGGGGAAAGGGUACUACUUUAUUUUUUUUUCCUUUUUUAAUUUGUACAAUGAACAAAGUGUACCUGGUGUAAGUAACUAUUCUGCAAUCCACUGACAGGUUGAACGUUACUGAUUUUGCAUAUCUUGUGUUCAUUUUCCUUCUUCCUCACUCCCUUUUAACGUGCACGAUGACUUUAUCGGUAGAGAAUCUUUCUUCCCAAGACUGGGACAUUUUAUUCAGGCUUUGCUUUCUUUCCUUUUGCUCAGUUCCUCUAAAGGUCUUGUUCCACUCAAGGGCGACAAGACCCCCCAAAGCCCAUUUGGCAGAUCCAUCCUACAUGUUCAGCUGGCACCAGCAAUUUAAGGAGCGGGGCAGAAAAAAAUCUGGCUUCAAAAUUAUUUUAUUAAGUAGCUGAACCCUGAUCAAUUUUAGCAGGAUCCUGGGAUAAGAAAUGCAAGGAUCAGAACAGUUGGCAAAGUAAAGUUAUCUAACCCUGGUUUGGGCUGAAAGCAGAGGGAGAGAGCUGUGGAUCUUUAUUAGGAAAAUUGCUGCAGGCUGGUCAAGAUGCAGGUGCUAAGUGACUUUUUGGUGUUCCUAUGCAUGGUCUCAAUCCUCUUCCCAGACUUUAGUGGAGGGUACAAAGUCACAAAACAUCUGGCAGCACAGCAUGUCCCAGCCACAAUUCCUGACUACUAAGUGUGAAACUCUCCCACUGAUGGUUGGCCCUAACCCUGAGAGAGGCUGAAAAAACAGGCAGGUAUUGUUAGAUUUUAUGCAACUGGUUUUUGUCUAGACUACUGCUGGGUUUUUUUCCCUCCUCAGGAUGAUUCACAAAGUUGCAGAUCAGUUCUGAGGUGUGAUCUGACUCAGAGCUAAACUUUGAUUCAAAUCUUGAGCUUCUGCAGAUGUCCAAGAACCCUUCACUGAAUACAUUGAUUACAUUAUUUUUGUGACGUUCUUGUUUUUCUUCUUGAUUCUCUGGGGCAUAAAGGAGAAAUAGCAAAGGGUAUUUUUGUCUGUACUUUUUGAACUGGCCAGUAUCAGCUCAAGAUACUUUGGAAAAAACCAAAUACUAGAGAAAUAUGAAUCCAUUUGUACAAGCAUCUGUCAAGCAUCAAAGUCAUCAUUCAAGGCUUCCCUGGAGAAAGUGACCAGCUGGUGUGGGACAGUCUCAUCCUUUCAUCCCUGGUGCCUGUACAGAGAUGGGCAUACACGUGUGUCUCCCUGUGAGUUUGCUGCUGCUGACGUGCUCCAAAGGGACUUGAAAGGGAAGAAUGCCUGUGCCUGGUUGUUCCUGAAAAUGCAGUGUAAGGGCUCCCUAACUCGUUUUCUUUCACUGCAAAGUCCAUCUGACCCUCCCAAUGGAACACAGGGGUUCUUCACUCCUGAAAAACAGUGCUUACCUAAAUUAGUGGUGACAAUGAACAUUUUGGAUGCUUGACAGCCCAUCUUUUAGGAUUUUUCUUGAUGGGAAGGAAAAUGACAGGAAGGACUGUGCCCCAGGCAUUCUUGAUGAAAAAUGUUGCUCCCUCAGGGGUCAGAGUCUAUGGCCAGGGGAAACCCCACUCUCUCCUGGAAGACCCCAUAGGUGCUGCAGAGUGGAAAAUGCGUGGCUAGCAGAGAAUGCAAAUGACUUCUGCAGUUUGAGGGGUAGGUGUUAAAUUUAGUAAUUGCUGGUGCCAGCUGUCCAAACUUCUCUUUCUGGGGAGGGUGGCUUUUUUUUCUAUUUUUUUCAUUUGAGGUUCUUCCAAAUGUGCACAUUGUGACAGGCCUGAGCAAAGAGCUGCUGCCUCCUGCAAGUGAGGCAGAGUCUGGGGGACAGUGGGAAGGAGGGGGCAGAUUUAGUUCCUGGAGUGUUUCCCUGUGUAUGGGAGUGGAUGGUGGGUACAAUCCCUGUGCUGUGGAUGGAAGCUUUGAAGGAACCAAUGGCUGAGAAGUGGCGUGGAAGGAAAGAAUGGGGAAAAUGAUCUGCUGUUUGCCUCUGAGCAUCUCUGACUCACAAGAGGACACUGCAGACUAAAGACAUUUCUUAUAAAACAACAAACCUCCUCCCUGUAUCACUCCUGCUCAUUAGUCCAGACAGUACUGGGUCAGCCACAUCGGGUGCAUUUCUUUUUUUCUUCCCUAUUUCUGUGUGGCUGACGUGAUGGGAAAGCAAGUGGAACUCAUGAUCCAGAGCUGGAGUUUUGUUGUCCACAGACCUUUUGUGCAUCAUCUGCCUCUUCAGCUGGACAUGUGGACGAUGAUGGUGUGUAGAUGCUGCUGCUACUGCAGGGGUCCCGCCUGUUUUCUUGCCCUGCCCACCCCACCCCAGCACGGAGGGACAACCAGAGAGGCGCCAUGUACAGAACCGCAUUUAUUUCUGCUUUGUUUUCUGACUCACAACCCUGCCCCAGUGACUACGACGACAACAACAACAAAAACAAAAGGGCAAAUGCAUUUUUUACAUUUCUUGAUAAUUUCCAAAGCAAUGUAUCAUUGCUUUCUUUAGACUGACGCCAAUAUAACAGUUGUAUGGGUCUCAGCCAGGCUCCUGUGUCUUUUCUGCCUGAGUUUCAGAUUGCUGUAUGAAAUGUAUGCGCGUUUGCACACAGACACAACCAGACGAGGUGGCAGCACCCCGAGCCCGUGGGGUUGGUCACCUGUGUCACAGGUGGAGUUGGAGGCCUUGCUUUGUGUGAGCAGAUGAGAAACCCCAACCCACUGGUCCAGGGAGCUGAAGUGAAGCAGCCCUACUGAGACAGAACUGAAUAUCCUGAGAUACAUCCAUGGUCCUGCUGUGACUGUCCCCACAGCAGGGGUACUGGGGGGGAGAGCAACACUGAAUGGGGAAUUUGGAGCACAACAAUAUUGAACCAGAAUCCAGUCAGAGGUUUCUGGUAGCAGUGAGAUUUUGCCAGUUCUCAUAAUGAAAACUGUAGUGCAUAUAAAGAAAACAUUCCAGGCCUUUAGAAGCCUCGAUUCCCAUCUUGCUAAGAUGAGGCUGGAGGGCAUUAGAGGCCAAGGAGGUUGUAUUGAUGCAAAGGAUGUGGAAAACAGAAUUGGGCCCUGAAAAAUUUAAUUACAUCUUUCCCCCAUUUAUUUUCUUCUUCAAAGGAGUCUAAGAAAUACAAUUCUCAAUAGCUGCACAGGGUUUCUUUUUUUCUUCUUUUGAAUGUUGUGAAACUUUUAAAGUUUUAUUCUGGGUGAGUAAGCCCAGGGAUCCAGAAAGUUUCCAAUGGGAUCUCAGUCUGUGGAGCUUUUAUCUCAGUUCCUGCUUUGUUUCUGGAAAGCUGAAACCACUCUGGUCUUGCUGCUACAGCUCCCUGAGGUUGGGUGGGUGAGGGCAGAAGCACAGCAGGAGAUAUGUCCUGUUCUGAAGACAGGUUGGGCUCCAAUUGCUUUCAGAAAACUCAGUAGCAUGACACUGGAAUGAAAAAAAAAACCCUCUUCUAAUACAAAUGUUAGUGUUCUAGUUAAAUCCUCCAUUCUUCUCCUCCCCCUUAUGGGGAACUUAACACUUGAGCAUAAAAACCAGGCCUUCUUUAGGGGCACAGGGCUCGACUCAGUUGCCUAAACAUGGGUGUCCACUGUCAUUUGAGAUACCCUACAGAAUCCUCUGCCAGGUCUGCCACAGCUGGUGGAGAGAGGCACAGCUCUAGCCCAGGCAGGGCUGGUGUCACAGAGCCCCAGAGGACGGCAGAGAUCUCAGGUGGCAGGGGACAAUUAGGCAACUUAAUCAAGUCCCUUUCUAAAGGGCUAAUUGAGAGGAGCAGCACCAAUGACUGAUGUAAUGAGGGAAUCUUCAUUAGCAUUACCAAGGGCUUAGUUAGGCAGGAUCAGGAGCUUGUCUCCACACUCCCAUGCUGUUGUUUUUCUACCCCAUGUCAGGCACUCUGCCUCCACUCCUGCGGCCUGAAGUUGGCAGCACUCUGCCUGGUCCUUUCCUUAGGCCAGGAUUAGAGGCUGCAUCCCAGGCCCAGGGGAGCUGGGAUGGGCCCAGGCAAGAGCAGGCGUCACUUCACUCAAAUACAGAUUUUCUGCCAGCGUUCCAACAGCCCCUUUCCAAAGCUUUUUCCUAUUUGAGACAGAACCCCAAACUCAGACCCCAUUUGCUGGCAUCAUCAUUCAGGUGAUUAAAUACCUGUGUUUUUCUGUUAGCUCUUUCCCAAUUAGGCUGAAAUGCUUUCAGUAUUUUAAGCAUCCUAAGUCAGUCUGUUCCCAUCUCAAGCACCUAGGUAGACUGGCAGCCAAUACUAUCUAAGCAUCAUCAACUUUAUGAUUGCUCAUAGAAAUGAUUGUUUCAAGCUUAUUUAGUCUUAACAGUUUGAAUGUGGGAAGAUUUUGGAGGAGGAGGAGUGACAUUGUAAAUAUCUCUUGACAAACAUUGCUGCAUCACACACAAAAAAAAGGGGAGAUACUUAUAAAACUGCCUUAAAAAUCAAUUCUGAAUGAUGAAUCUCCCUCCAAACAAUUGCCGCUUGAUAGAGCAAGGGAUGAGUCACUUUGGGUGAAUUCUGGCAAGAAGUGGUUGGAAUCUAGUCCAGUUUCAGGAGUGAAAGUGUAAUUUAGGAGCUGAUCUCUCACUCAGUCUGAAUUCACAUCAGCACCAAGGACUGAGCAUUGCAGGAUCCAAAGGGUUUAAGGUCUGGGGGUACUGUCCGUGCAUGGUUUGGGUGUGGCCCAGCAGGUACUGCAUACCAGUGUCUCCCAGUGACUUCAGGGAAGAUGGGGUUCCUCAGCACCUCUUAAGUUCAGGCCCUGGAGCACCAUUUCCUGCUCUGAUCAUCAGCUAUAAAUGUUGAUAAAUAUAAGUGUUUUGCCUUCAUUUGAAUUGCCCAGAGCUGUAAAAUGACCUCUCUCAAGUAUAAAUCAGUCCAGAUAUAAACCUCCUCUCCUACUCUUCCCUAUGCUCCCUGCCCACCUUCCCUGCCCUCCCUUGCACCUCCACCCAAGCCCUUCCCUGUCUCAAUUCUUUACCUCCUUCCACACUUUUAUAUCUAGUUUUCAUGAACCCUCAGAAAUGCUUUUGUAAAUACUGCUGUACAGUUUGUAACCGUCAUGUAAGCCUGUCAUCAGUGCCAGAGUCCGUCUUGCCCUCUCGCACGUUUUAAAAUCAACAGAGGAAAGUUAGAGUGAAUGGCCCUCAGUGAGCUAUAGGGUCAUCUCUGUGUGGGACAAAUGUAUAUUCCUGUAAGAUUGCAUUUUUAUCUAAGGAAUGAUGUUAUUUUAAAAUUGCUAAUAAAUUUCUAAACAAUG